Molecule: messenger RNA, 2780 nt
Organism: Phalaenopsis equestris
Lineage: Eukaryota; Viridiplantae; Streptophyta; Magnoliopsida; Asparagales; Orchidaceae
Product: tRNA (cytosine(34)-C(5))-methyltransferase-like
Exons: 17
Biological process (GO): RNA methylation
Molecular function (GO): RNA binding; tRNA (cytidine-N5)-methyltransferase activity
Source: RefSeq, a predicted model, not a curated record
CAUAAAAAAACCUAAGCCCUGCACUUCACUCUGGACCGGUUGAAAAGGGCACCAAAUUAUUUUCCUCCGACAACCGCAGCGUAAAGCGGCGGCGAGACCACCGAAGCUGCAGCGGUGAUGGGCGGAGGUAAGGGCGGGCAGAAGCGCGGUCGAACACAGCGGCGGCACUUCAGGCAGUCCAGAGAUAACACCUGGAAGUAUGGCAAUAAGAAGACCCGCGCCGAUGAGGACUCUACCAUUGAGGAUGCCGAUGCUGACCCCAAUCCUAAUCCUUCCUGGGAGCCCUUUUCCACAAAAAAUCCCGGCUUUGAGGAAUAUUACAAGGGGCAAGUAAUUGUGCCUGAAGAGGAAUGGGAGGAAUUUAUCUCUCUUUUGAGGAAGCCAUUGCCAGCUGCAUUUAGAAUUAAUGCCAGUGGCCAAUUUUUUGAGGAUAUUCGGUCGCAAUUAGAAAAUGAGUUCAUGAAAUCUCUUGACGCUGAGACUAGUGAUGACCAUGAAGUUGAAGCUAUUAGACCUUUGCCUUGGUAUCCUGAUAAGCUUGCUUGGCAUUUGAAUUUUUCUCGCAUGCAGCUGAGGAAGAACCAAACACUUGAGAGGUUUCAUGAAUUUUUGAAACAAGAGAAUGAGGUUGGCGCAAUUACGAGGCAAGAGGCUGUUAGUAUGGUACCACCUCUGUUCCUGGAUGUACUCCCCGAUCACUAUAUACUUGACAUGUGUGCAGCACCAGGAUCAAAAACAUUUCAGUUGCUUGAAAUAAUACACCAGUCAAUUAAUCCUGGUUCACUCCCUCAUGGACUUGUUAUUGCUAAUGAUGUUGAUGUUCAACGAUGCAACCUUCUUAUCCAUCAGACUAAAAGGAUGUGCAGUGCUAACUUAAUUGUUACGAAUCAUGAAGCUCAAUAUUUUCCCAGUUUGCUGCAGGGGGAAUUAGAGAGAGAUAUUUUGCAAUUUGAUCGUGUUUUAUGUGAUGUUCCAUGUAGCGGUGAUGGCACGCUUCGUAAGGCCCCUGAUAUCUGGAGAAAAUGGAAUUCAGGAAUGGGUAAUGGACUUCACCGCCUACAAGUGGAAAUUGCGAUGCGUGGUGUUGCGCUGCUCAAAGUGGGAGGAAGAAUGGUUUACUCCACCUGCUCAAUGAAUCCAGUUGAAAAUGAGGCUGUUGUAUCUGAGAUUAUUCGAAGAAGUAAAGGAUCAGUUGAGCUUCUUGAUGUUUCCCAUGAGUUACCAGGAUUGGUUCGUCGACCUGGUCUUAAAACAUGGAAGGUUCGGGAUAAGGGACUUUGGCUAGGUGCUUAUGAAGAUGUUCCUAUCUCUAGAAGAGGACUGAUUUUUCCAAGUAUGUUUCCUUCUGAUCAAAGUUAUCAUCUCGUAAAUAUAAAAAAUUGUGAUAAUGAAUCAGAAAAAUUGCAAAAUGAUGCCUCACAGGUUGAUAUUAGUAAAGAUUCUAUUGAAGGAGAGGAUGCCAUAAGAGUUGGUGCUUCUCAAGAUAACAUUAAUGAAACAAAAACUGGAGUUUCAAGUCUUGAUCUUGAACGUUGCAUGAGGAUACUUCCUCAUGAUCAAAACACCGGAGCAUUUUUCAUUGCAGUUCUACAUAAGAUUUCAUCAUUAACUGGUAUUCUUUUUUAUUCUAAUCAGCCAAGUAGUCUUCAAAAUUAUUUCAUCUAUUAACAAAAAAAUAAGAAUUUGGAAGCAUCUUCUGCUCCAAAUUCAACCGAUGGAUUAUCAUCUGUGCCAUCAGAUGAAAAAUUAUUGUUGUUAGACAAGGUUGCGGAUGACAUUUUGAAAACUAAACAGUCUAAAGGAAACACACAAAUGCAAGGCAAGUGGAGAGGUAUCGACCCUGUUGUGUUUUUCAGGGAUGAAAACACGAUCAAUAGUAUUCGAUCCUUCUAUGGUAUCAGUGAUUCUUUUCUGCUCGAUAGCCAUCUCAUUACCAGAAACAGUGACGCCAAUCAUGUGAAGAGGAUCUACUACAUAUCGAAGUCUGUUCAUGAGAUUGUUGAACUGAAUUUCAAAGUUGGGCAAAAACUGAAGAUAACUUCGCUUGGUCUGAAGGUUUUUGAGAGGCAAUCCUCCAAGGAUGCCUCAGCAAAAUGCAUGUUCCGGCUGUCAUCGGAGGGCCUACCAUUACUUCUUCCUUACAUUGGCAGACAGAUUCUGCGUGCAUCCUUAGCAGAUUUUCGUCACCUUCUACAGUAUCGGACGAUCAAAUUUCCUGAUUUCGUCGAUGCUGACUUCCGUGAGAAGGCAUCUGCUCUAAUGCCAGGUUGUUGUGUAAUAGUUCUGAAGGAAGGAGACGAAGAAACUCUUAAAUUUCGGGCGGAUUCGUCGGCCAUUGCCAUAGUUUGCUGGAAAGGGAAAGCCAACCUGAGCAUAAUGGUUUCUCAGUUGGAUUCACAACAGCUGCUCGAUAGGCUUGCAGUGCGUUUUGGAAGCUGGAAAGAUUCGGAGCCUGCCGAGGGUCAUUUUUUAUCAGAAGAAAGUAGGAAUUCAGUAAUGGAGUUUGCUGAAACGGAGUUAUCAGAAGCUGAUCAAGUAGAAGCUUUGGAAGAAGAUUAGGAAAACAUUUGUGAAAAAAACAGUGUUUGUGGGAAGAAAAAGGGCACUUUUGAUGUUUGAAGUCUUUAUGCGUUGAGUUUGGUGGUAGAUUUUCUUAAGUUUGAUUUUAGUUAAGUUUAAUUUUUUCUUAAAAUGUUUUAUUCGUCUGAAAUCAAGAAAUUGUGCCUAUUGAUUUUGAGUUUGUUUUUGAUUUUUACUUCUGAUAUUGUUUUUUAUUAAAU